Molecule: messenger RNA, 2589 nt
Organism: Ananas comosus (pineapple)
Lineage: Eukaryota; Viridiplantae; Streptophyta; Magnoliopsida; Poales; Bromeliaceae
Product: protein WVD2-like 7
Exons: 10
Coding region: 407-2158 (583 amino acids)
Source: RefSeq, a predicted model, not a curated record
ACAUCCUAAUCAAUUAUACUACCUAAAUUGUGCGGAAACUAUAAUAUGGUAAGCAGUGAUAAUGUCACCCGAGCACCUCCCUUAUUUGCAUAUAGAGGAGUGUUAGCUUAUAGCAUUAUUGGGUAGAGUAUGAAAAGAAAGGAGUGGAAAUAUCGAUGUAGGCGUAUAGAGAAUCAGAGAUAGAUACUGUAUAUAUAUCGCACCUACCGAUAGUUAGAGCGGUGUGUGAUUGCGAUUGUAGACACCAUAGGUGGUGUCGGUGAUAUCCAUGCCCACUGUUGGGCUCAAACAGCUCAAUCUCAACAAUGUGAUUUUGGUUUCUGAGGAUUGAUCUGUGGCUUCGGAAAAAUAUGUUGCUUUGGCAUAGUAGUAUCCGAAGACAUUGAGCUAAAUUGCCUGAUAUAGGAUGGCUACCGAUGUUGAUCAAGCCUAUUUUUCAUGGUCGCAGGAGGAAUUAAAUGAUAGAAAUAAUUCUCAAGGAGUUUCGGUGUCUCAGAUGCUUGACCAUGGUUCCAUAUCUUUUGGACGAUUCGAGUAUGAGUCAUUAUCAUGGGAAAAGUGGUCGGUAUUUACACAUAACAGGCGUCAGGAAGAGCUGGAGAAGUUCAAUGGAUUGGUUGCCCAAAAGAAGGCAUAUUUCGAAGAAUACUAUAGAAGGCUUCGAGCGUUAAAGGCUUUGCAACAGCAGCAACAACAGCAAGAGAACCAGCAAACAGAACUUACUUUGGAUUACAGUGGUGAUGGUAGUAUUUCUAGCCAGAAUGGAGAGGACGAAACAACUUCACAGCUUGAAAUCAUAAGAGAUGAGACACAAAACGUUACUGAUGCUGAAGAAGCUAUUUCUGAGAAGCACUUUGAGCGGGAAAUAAACUACACUGAAGAUCCUGGAUGUAGAAACUUGGACCAAGCAUUUAUAUCAUCAGGUUCUGCUUCAUUGAGUAGAAACUUCGAGAAAAUUGAGCAGGAAAGGGACUCAAAUAAUGUACAAUAUAGUCAACCGCUUAUUGUGAAAUCCCUCAAAUCAUUGAAAACCUCCAAAGAGAUCGAGGAAAAUGAUGGACGUAAUCUCGAAGGAGAAGAAAUCAACAGGUUACAGCUGAAUCCAAAUUCAAAUCUUGAGAAUGGAGCUGCUUCGCAUCAGGCUAUGUUGAGCUGUACAGAUUCUAUUUCUAGAGAUGAUGACUCAAAGCUUAGGCUGCCUAGCAAAGCAGUGGCAGAGACAGUCAAAUUGUCAUCUAAGAAAACUGCGGAUCGUAAAUCAGUUCCUAAGGCGCCUCCUCCUCCUGUUCGAUCUUCUGCAUACUUGAAACAAAAAUUCAGGCCAGACUCCGUUCAAUCGUCUGAGAAAGCAAGCAAACCAGUUCAAAAGCCAGUUGCCAAGUCGGACAAAACAAACAGUACAGCAAAAGAAGCUACAAUGAGAGUCAAAACUACCAACAGAGCUACUUCAGUGACUUCAUGUAGAACAGUCAAGGAAAUGCAAUGCAAUAAUAGUACCACCCCACGUCCACUUUCCGCUCCCAGAGAAAGAAAAGCUGGCAUAAGAGAAACCAUAGGGAAAAUGGAUUUCAAAACUGCUAAGGAACCGCAAUGCAAUAAUACUUCCACCCCGCGUCCACUUUCCGCUCCCAGAGAAAGAAAAACUGGCAUCAGAGAAAGUGCGGCGAAACUGGAUUUCAAAACUGCGGAGGGUGGCCCAAAUAUGCAGGUUACUCCAAAGAAGAUACCAGCACCAAGUGCUGUUAAAACUAGUAGGCUGGAGUCAAAAAGGGACUACAAAGUAGUAAAAGAAACUUCAGCAUUAAACAGGGUACCUACAGGCUUGAAGAGAACGGAAGACAAUGUGCUUGGAACACCAAAAUCGAGGUCGAUUAAUCUCCCUCCAAGGAAAAAGUCUAGUCACAGUAGUGGAACAGAUCAAGUUACGGAAAACUUCACAAGGAACAAACAAGAGGUAACUAGAAUGGAAAACAAGGAAGCAAAAUUGAUGCAAUCUCGGUGGCCUUCAAGAAGUACUACUACCCCUUCACUUACAGGAAGCUUAAGGACAAGCACCCAAAAGGCCGGUGAUCUACCACGCUUUGGGAGUAAACCACAAAUCAAGAAUCCGUCUCUCAACGGAAGGAAGCCAAAGGUAGAGGCACCGCAAUGGCGAUAACUCGUCCGAAGAUGAGCAAUGGACCUGUAAAGAGAAAAAUGGCUCCAUCACACCUUUCUCUUCAUUACAAGUUUGCGACGCGACCUUAAGAGUAAUAUGUGGAUCUUCAAUCUUGUUGUAUGAUGUGCUGUAGCAUCUCUCUGCUUUGGGAGCUAUUGGUUUACCUGCUUCUGGUGAUCUAAAGAACUGCUCCCUCCAUGUCAAAAGAGAUUUCAAUAGUUCUGUAUAUACCAAAACUAAUAGGGCCAAAUAGUAUGGAGGCUGUCUCAUUACUGCAUCUUCAAGUAUGGAAAAAUUGUUAGAAUUUCCUAGUUGCUGUGAUCAGUAAGUUUUGUUGUAAAGCAUCUGUUUCGCUUAGCUGUUAUUUUUGCUUUCAACUGUAGUCGUUCGUUAAUAAUGAUAUAAAAAUUUUAAUUAGUUUAUGCUCGUAA